Molecule: messenger RNA, 1134 nt
Organism: Vigna unguiculata (cowpea)
Lineage: Eukaryota; Viridiplantae; Streptophyta; Magnoliopsida; Fabales; Fabaceae
Product: transcription factor JUNGBRUNNEN 1-like
Biological process (GO): regulation of DNA-templated transcription
Molecular function (GO): DNA binding
Source: RefSeq, a predicted model, not a curated record
CAAAUAAUAUCUCAAAACUCUAUAUAAAUAUGUGGGGAAGACGAGAAUUCAUCAGUUUUAUGACAAGUUCUUUGGCUUCUGCUUCCAGAGAAACAAACUUUAUCAGUAGUAGAGAAGAGAGAGAUGAAUGCUAAAGUACAAGACUCUGAUGAUACCAAAAAGGGUGAAGAAGUCGUGCUUCCUGGCUUUAGAUUUCACCCUACAGAUGAAGAACUUGUUGGGUUUUAUCUGCAGAGAAAGGUGGAAAAAAAGCCUCUCAAAAUUGAACUCAUCAAACAGGUCGAUAUCUACAAAUAUGAUCCAUGGGAUCUUCCAAAGGUGAAUUCAAUUGGGGAGAAAGAAUGGUACUUUUUCUGCAUAAGAGGGAGGAAGUACAGGAACAGUGUGAGGCCAAACAGGGUAACAAGGUCAGGGUUUUGGAAAGCCACAGGAAUAGAUAAGUCGAUAUACUGCGUGAAGGAACCCCAUGAAUGCAUUGGCCUCAAGAAGUCUUUGGUGUACUAUCGUGGAAGUGCUGGAAAAGGCACCAAAACUGAUUGGAUGAUGCAUGAGUUUCGUCUUCCACCCAACAUUGCUAAUGUUACCAAUAACCUUCAUGAAGCUGAGGUGUGGACACUGUGCAGGAUAUUCAAACGCAUCCCAUCUUUCAAAAAGUACACUCCAAAUUUGAAAGACACAAAAAGCAACACUGUGAAUUCGAAUACAAGCACCAUAGAUUCUGACAAUUGCAAGCCAUAUUUGAUCUGCAGAGACACUGAGAUGAUGCAACAACUGAAGCCAGUUUUCGGACAGGUCGAUGAAAAGAAACACUUGUAUCUUCAACCUCCAUCUUCAACCCCUUACCCAACAUUUUGGAACCACAAUGUUGAAGACUAUACAUUUGCCAAUGAGAAUUGGGAUGAUCUCAGAUCUGUGGUUCAGUUCGCCAUUCACCCUUCCUCAGUCUUUGAUUGUACAGAAACACAUUUUCCACCCUACUUUUCUUAGCUUCCACUCACUCAUCAUCACUUUCGUAUAUAUAUAUAUAUAUAUAUAUAUAAUAUAUAUAUAUUGUAUGGACAUAUAGUUGUCAUUAUUCUCACAGUUUUUUAAUUUCUUGAAUAUAUAUAAACAUAUAUGUAUGUUGUUGUUGAA